UAACUGGUGUAGGUGGGGGCAUGCUAGCAUUACUUGGUGUGCGUGGUACUCAUUCUUGCCGCUAGUGGUGCGACCGAGCUGCAGAAGAAACAUGGCGGCCUCGAGCGAUAUCAUUCCUCCGGAAAUAUCGGCGAGCGGCUAUGAACAUCAGCAACGACCUCAGGGACAGCGCUACGCCUUCACGCCCGAAGAGCUGAGGGUCCUCAAAGAAUGCAACCGAGAGAGCUUCUAUUAUCGCAGCCUUCCAUUUGCGACUGCUGCGAUGGUGGCGGUUCACUACGGAGCCAAGGCCGGUUACCUGACAGCUCAUCCUAGAUUUGGAACGACCCUGAAGGUUGUGGGCGCCGGAUUUGCUGGCUGGCUGAUCGGCAAGUUCUCGUACCAGAGCACAUGCGAACAGAAAUUGAUGCAGCUGCCUGGAAGCGUCAUUGGGGACGCCAUUCGACGCAAGCGAGGGCUGUCGUCAUCCCAAACGACCGGUGACCCGCAGGACAGCAACCAAGUGCUGGACUUCACCCUCAAGGAUCCCCAGUAUUCGAGCAGGAUCGCCGAGUCAUCCUCGAGGCCAAGCAGUCUGGACACACUGGGACACACCACUUACCAGGGCCUGGACGACAGCUUCAGGCCAUCCAUGGACAACCCGAACGCCACGCAAGCUCCCGAGGACCUCCCGCCGCCGCAGUACAAGACCUCGUACGAUGAACUACGCCGGCAGAACAGGCUGGAGCACGAGAGGCGGCUGGCCGUGGCGUCCUCGGCACAGCACCAGCAGCAGGCUGCCCAGCUGCAGCCUGAACUCUCGGACCCCGCGUCCCAGGCCAACCGUCCCUCGCAGCUGGGCGCACGAGACCGUCCGCCCCGGAGCGCGUUCGACACCAGGACGGCCGCCACCACCAUUCCCGGGACGGUCCCAGCGCGCAGCACGGGUGCAAAGAAGAACGACUACGGAGACACCUGGGACGACUGAGGGCACCAUGUUGAUGGAGCAUUCAAGGAGUGUUGGUUCAACCUUUUCUUUCAGUCUAGGAAGUUUAUGGGAAAUGGAGGAAGGAGAGUAUACAAACCGUACUGUUGGGCACCUGGACGCUGUCGUCUGCUGUAGUAAUAAAGGGGAUGCGAACAAUUCAGUGCCACAA
Messenger RNA from Ixodes scapularis (black-legged tick), 1136 nucleotides. RefSeq names its product OCIA domain-containing protein 1 (gene asrij). The transcript is spliced from 8 exons. The record is from RefSeq and is a predicted model, not a curated record. Bases 92 to 967 code for a protein of 291 amino acids. Gene Ontology annotation, cellular component: endosome. NCBI's taxonomy places the organism in Eukaryota, Metazoa, Arthropoda, Arachnida, Ixodida, Ixodidae.